Messenger RNA from Amphibalanus amphitrite, 2988 nucleotides. Its product is annotated as protein FAM114A2-like. The transcript is spliced from 9 exons. Lineage: Eukaryota; Metazoa; Arthropoda; Thecostraca; Balanomorpha; Balanidae. The record is from RefSeq and is a predicted model, not a curated record. The coding region runs from base 146 to 2521 and encodes 791 amino acids.
UUUUUGGUGUUUUUGUGUUUGUAUUUACACUACACUCGCGUGUAGACGUAUCAACAGAUCUACCUAAAGAUACAUUUUAUUUGCCUAUAUUGCGCUGGGAAGUGUUGCUUUGCAUUGCAAGAACUCGCUAGCACAUCAUUUGAAAAUGUCAGACUCUGAGGAUUCAGACAGUUUUCUGAGUGCUGAUGAGGGGGAAGCCAAGGCUGAUGCUGGAAAUGAAUCAAGUGACAUCACCCUCUCAAGUGACUCUGAGCCUGAGGAGGGAGACAAAGCUGCUGCUGGAGACCAUGAGUCCAGUGACAUAACACUAUCCAGUGAUGAAGAUGAUGAUGAUGAUAAAGGGCCUCACUUAAAGAGUGCAGGUAAAGAAGAGACUAUGGCUAAGGAGGUUAGCACCAGUGUCAAAGAAGCUGAAGUUAAGAGCAAGCCUGACAAGCCCUCUGAAGCUGAUGUUAGUAAACAUGAUGACAACAAGAAGGCUGCAUCAAAGUCAGAACACAGUUCUGAUGCCUCAUUUUCAUUGUCUGCUGUAACCUCUGCUCUUCCCUCCCAUCCAGACAGUGGUAAGAGUGCUGCUGUAAAAUGUGAUGCAGCUGCCUCUGAACCACUGGACACAACUGUUCCAGUGCCCACAACUAAAACUUCCAAAGCUGCAACAGCUGAGACACUAACAAGCAGUACUGAGACAGAUUCAGCUGUCAAAGAGCAACUGUCAGACAAAGAGGCAACUCCUGUCAGUAAGGCACCAGUUGCAUCUGCACCUAAGUCCAAUGAUGUGCAAGAGCAGCAUGCCACUACUGCUGUAACUCAGAGUGAUGCCUCUGUCCCAGAUGUUUCUGAUGGCUGGGGAGACUUUGAUGAUGAUAUCAUUCUGCCUGAUGAUCCAGGUGCCAGUGAAGAAACCAACAAAACAAUAACACCUAAGGGUACAGACACUGCAACAGUACAGUCUGUACCAGAGGAAACCACUCCCAAGGGAACACCUGAUAUGGCAGCUGAGUCCCAGUCAGUCACUGCUACACCAGAGAAUCAGUCAGCAUCCCAGCAGGAGUCCUCGCCGCCCCCGUCGGAGCCGGCGGCGCCCUCGGAGCCGGUACCGGAGUCUGCGGCGCCCCCGUCGGAGCGGCGCCGCCCCGAGCGUCGGGAGCGCCGCGGACCGCUUAAACUGGGUGCCAAGAAGCUCGGUGCCAAGGUGGCCGCGCCGCAGCCGGAGCCGACUAACGAUGACGCUCCGGCUCCAGCCAAGGAGAGUGGUGACCCGAGGUCGACGACGGGAGUCAGAUGUGCUGAGACCUCACCGUCGGCACCGGCCGCAGCCGCCUCCACUCAACAGGAGGAACAGGACGGCUGGGGCGGCUGGGAGGCCUGGGGCACGUCGCUGCUCUCCUCAGCUGCCGGCGUCACCAAGACGGUGCUGGAGACGGUGGAGACCGGCUUCGGAGCGCCCGAGCCCGAGGACCUGGCGCGCAUUACCCGAGAGGGACGGCAGAAGCGGCAGCAGCAGCAGGAGGAGGAGCAACAACAUCGGGAACAGCAGGCGGCGCAGGCCGCUGAGACGCCGGCGCCGGACGGCGGUCUGGCCGACUCCGGUUUGGGCCUGGGCUCGUGGUUCGGCGGCGUGUCGCGUGUCCUCGGCCAGACCUCCUCCCUGGUGGUCAACACGGGCCUGGACACGCUGGAGGCCAUCGGCAAGAAGACGAUGCACGUGCUGCAGGACGACCAGCUGGGCAUUCACGACACCAUCACCCAGCUGAGCGGCCAAAAACCCUCACUGGCGCAGGCGCUGCGGGAGGCCCGCGAGCGGCGAGGGGACGCCGUGCCGUCCUCCUCCGCCGCCGGGGACCGGGCUGCCGCCGCCCAGCCGGUCACCUUCACACACAUGUUCGACCAGUGCGACGGAACCGUCCAUCUGGAGGCGCUGGAGAUGCUCUCCACCCGCUGCCGGUCCCGGGUCAACGCGGCCAAAGCCAGGGUGGACGAGGGCGUCGGUGUCAUCCUGGACACCAUAGAGGACCUGUGCAACUCGGACGAGCUGGAGGAGGUUGAGGUCGGCGACUUUGACAGCGAGCUCUCCUCACUGGUCGCCCGGCUCGGCGUGUCCGUCAAACCCACACGGCUCAUCAUUGCUCAGUCGUCUGCCUGCCAGUGGCUCUCGUCCGGUCCCUCUGAUCCGGCGGCGCCGCGCGAGGUGCUGACCCGCGCCGUCCGCGCUGCCGCCGAGGUGGGCGCCGGGCUGGCCGAGUUCCUGCACAAGCUGGCAGAGCUGCGGCUGGUGGAGCCCGGAGGGGACCAGGCGGCGGCCGGCAGACACCUGGCCGCCCUGGCAGCCCUGGUGGCUGCCCAGACCGGGGCGCUGGCCGCACGGUUCGCCGAGACCCUCAGCGGACAGCCCGACGAGCGGGCCGCGGCGGCCACCACCGAUAUUUACUUGGAGGUGAGCUACCUGCAGAAGUUUUGCGGCGACUCGCUGAGCCUGAUGGCACCUGUGCUGCAGAUGGCGGCACUGAACGAGAGGUCAUGAGACAGGGAGCAUCACGGCCCGCUUCUCCGUGAGUGUAUACUGGCUCCUCGCCAGUUGACGUCUGCUGAACCAUGUCAACGCCUUGUGGCUGUAACGUUUUGCCGGGUGCUGCGUGAUGAAAGUGGACGAUGAAUCUUGUGAAUUGAAUAUCGGCCGAAUGCUUUACACUAAUCCAACGAUUUGAUAGAGUUGGUGCUUGCGUGCAAUGAAUUAAGACACGGCAUUGAAUAGUUCCCAGUUGCCAUUGGCCUGAGAGUAUGACUGGGAAAAUGUGUUUAUCUACACUAUAGCUAUAACUAUAACUAUUUCAGUGUCGGUGAAUUAUGAUGUGAGGUAGAACAUGAUUGGGUCACAUGCGGUGCACAGGCAAUGCUGGAAGUGUCUCUAUUUUGGGAAUGGGUGCCACUGGUUGUGCUUAGGGUUUGCUUUUUGAAAGUAUUUUUCAAAUAAAGAUGCCUAAGAAGUAA